AUGGCGCGAGGAGGACCACCGCGAGGAGAAAACGCAGAUGUGUCGAUGCGUAAAAACAAAGCAGAAACCAACGCGUGGUUUAUGAAAGACGACGACGGAUUCGAGGAAACGACUUUGACGACCUUUUUUAUUCCCGAGAAGAAGUUAAAGAAGAAGAAGACGAAGAAGACGAAGAACGAGGACGAGGACAUCCAAGAAGAAGAAGAGACAGAAGCGACGAGGACGACGACGAAAACGAGGUCUUUGGCUCGACGCGCGGCGGAGAAGCAGCGAAAAGCUUUGCUUUUACACAACACGAGGGAGAAAAAGAAAGAGGAGGAAGAGGAGGAAGAGAAGACGAAGACAAAGAAUACGUAUUCGUCUACGUCGUCAACGUCGGAAAAGAAACAGUUGUUAUUGCGAGCGUACGCGUUGGAAAACGCGCAGUUGCGAGAGUCUUUGCGUAAAUCUUUAGCCCGCGCGAAUUCGUUGGAAACUGAAUUGGAAGAGACGACGGAAACUUUAUCGCGGAGCGAACGCGCUUUGAAAGACGCUUUGAUAUCGCAUCGAGCGUUACAAAACGAGAGCAAAGAGAGUCGAAAAAGAGAUCGGGACGCGUUGAAUAGUUUGAGGAAAACGUUGGAGGAAAGGGAAAGGAUUUCGAGAGGAGAGCGAGCGAGGUGUGGGAGAGCGUUGCGGUACGCGAUGGAUUGUUUGAGAGCGCACGCGCCGCUGGCGAAGGACGAGAGGAACCAGGGCGGUUCCGUUCUCGGGAGCGUGGUGGCGGAGCUGGCGAGAUUGACGGAGAUUGCGGUGAGUGCUGGUGAUGCUGGAUUCAAAGAGUACGUGGAAGGAAGCGGCGUGGAAGACACGCAUCAUCACGCGCGAAGAAAGGACGACGAUUCAGACGACGACGACGAGCGCGCUCUUUUUCAGCGACAAGCAGACGCCGCGAGAGAAGCGAAAACGAAAAUCACGCAACUCGAAGACGAACGAAAACGUCUUUUGCGCGCGUUAGAAGCCGCGACAAACCCGAGCAAAGAGUACAUCACCAGAGAAGAAAACCUCUCCUUUUUCUCCGCAAAACCAACCACUCGUGACGAGUUUCUCUUCGAGAACGACUUCGUCGCGCCGAGCCGAGCCGGCGCCGCGACCGCCUUUGCGUCCUCGUCCUCUGAAUCCUUUGCGCUCCCGGGCGCCGACGCGCUCGCUCGCGACAUAGACGCCUUAGAUUCUGAGUUGAAAAAGUUAGCCACCGCCUUCGAAGGUGGUCGUAUGUAG
Molecule: messenger RNA, 1260 nt
Organism: Bathycoccus prasinos
Lineage: Eukaryota; Viridiplantae; Chlorophyta; Mamiellophyceae; Mamiellales; Bathycoccaceae
Exons: 1
Coding region: 1-1260 (419 amino acids)
Source: RefSeq, a predicted model, not a curated record